Paramecium octaurelia is the source of this 2352-nucleotide messenger RNA. The record is from the annotation of a GenBank genome assembly. Lineage: Eukaryota; Ciliophora; Oligohymenophorea; Peniculida; Parameciidae.
AUGAUUUAUAAAAAUGAUCCAUUGUAAAAUCCUUGGAGUGAUCUCAUUUUAAUUGAGAAGGGUUAGAGUCCUCCAGAGGGAUUUUACAAAUUGCCAUAGUCUAUUUCAAAUAAUUACUUAGCUUAUUCGUUAAUUAAUACUAUUUAUACAACGAAAUACUAAGCUGAAAUUACAGACUCAUAUCCAUAAAAUAACGAUAAACAAGAACUGGCAAUGUUUUGCUUUCCUAAUGGCAUAUCUCUGUAUAGAAAUAACUAAUUGCCUAAAUACAAUAAUUUCAUUUUGACCUCAGAAACUGGAGACAGGACUUAUUGCACUGCGUUAAUAUUCUGCGAAUAAAAUUAACAUGGAUAUCAUGAAAUGGCUAUUGUUUUAUCAUCCCGCUAUUGUUAUUCAGAAUAGUCAUUAGAACUGCUCAAAUAUUUAUAUUAAAUUUAUAUUGCCAACAAUCCCUUGCCUUUAGAAAGGUAUAUUUGUAAUAUAGUCGAUGAAAUUGUUCUCCCUCAAGAUCCAACUGAGGCUCAUAUCUAUAAUGGAUAAAAAUAAAUAGCCUUCUUUUAAUCUAACUGUUUUCCUUUAUGUUCUAAUCAAGCCUUUCGGUGUCUACUUACAGUUCUAGACAAAAAGAAUAUUGUUUUGCUGUAUUUUGCAUUACUUUCUGAAAAGAAAAUUCAGCUCAUUAGUUCCAAACCUGAAAUUAAUUCAUUGGUAGUUGAGGCUUUCUUAACUCUUUUAUAUCCUUUUGAAUUUACACACAUUUUGAUUUCGAAUUUACCUUUAGAAUUAGAAUAAUAUCUUGAAGCUCCCCUGCCUUACUUAAUCGGGGUAAACAAUAAGUAAGCUGAAAUGUACCAAGAUGCUGUCUAAGUCUUUUUGGACUCAAAUUAUAUCAAACAAAAUCAAGCAAUUGAUGUUCCUGAAGAGAUAUUCGAUAAGUUUGUUUCAAAACUAAAAGAACUCGAUUACUAUUGCAAUCCAGAUCUGAUUCAAACAAUAGGUGAUGCUUUUCCUUUGCCUAGAGAAGAUGAUUUAGUAAUCGUUGAUCAAUACGAAGUAAGGGAAGUGUUUCUAAGAUUUAAUAUCUUCAUAUUGAAAGAUUAUCAGAAAUACAUUGAUAAAUAAGUUUUCAAAGAGAAGCUGUUUAUUAAAAGUAAAUCAAGAAUCAAACAUUUUCUGGAACCUUUUACGGAGACAAGAUUAUUUACUUACUUUAUUCAAUAGAGGAUGCAACUCUCAUAAAAUGAUAGUUAAUUGGAGUAUUUUGAUGAUUGUCUUAAGAAUCCUAAAAAAGAACAUUUUAUCUUCCCAAUAUAAAAAUGUAAUGUUUAUCUAAAACCAAAUGAUGAAGGUUUUAACAAAGAAAACAAUUUUUAAUAUAGUGCAUUCCCACUUAAGUUAAAAGACUAGUAUUUUUCAAAACCAAGAUUGGAAUUCUUAAAACAUGAGAAUCCAUUUUAAGUUCAUUAGUAUCCAAAGACUUAAAUUGAAAUGCUCAGAUUUGAGUUAGCACACAUCUAUAAAUAAUGGUUUAGACAUUUGGUUAAUCAGAUUGAAGCAGGUAGAGUAGAACUAAUGGAUUUGGUUUAGUAUAGCAUUCAUUUGUUGAAAGAAAUGAAAUAGAAUAAUUUGUAAAUCGAUUCAGAUAUUUUCAAAAAUGCUAUGAUAGCUUGUGCUCAUUAUUAGAUGAAUGAUUUGGCAUUAAAAUUUAUACAGCAAAUGAGAGAAUUGGGUUAUCAAAAGCAGAUUUAAAUUUAUCAGUACUAUUUUCAGACUCAAUAAAAUAAUAAAAAAUUAAAAAAGAAGACUCAAUAAAUCAUAUAAUAAAGUACUAAUCCCAGUAGUAGGUCCUUGAGUAAUAGACAAGUUGAAUAUAGGUUUUAUUUGGAUGCCAAAUGUUCAAGAUGCGGUAGGAGAUAUGCAAUAGAAGAUUUCUUGGCCUCAUUUGUAUAGGAUCAUUUCUAAUGCAAAUCUAAUGGUACAUUGGGUUGUAAUAAUAAAUAUGAUGCCCUUUUAUAUUUUAAUGAUGGGGUUCAUUAAUUAAAAAAGCCUUCUUUAGUUGGGGAUGACGAUAAAAUUAGUAAUAUGUUCUACUUCUAUUUAAUUGGAUUGCCGUAUAGAUUUGUAAAGAAUCAAUAGGAUGAUGAUUUUGUGUAUAGUUAAAAGAAGAUACCGAUAUAUUUCGAUUAUGAGGACUUGUACACUGAUGAGAAUGAAGAUUGCAACAAUAAUUAUCUACAAAGAGCAGUCCUUGAGGUGUUUGGUAUGUUUUUGGAGAGAAUGAAAGACAUUAUAAAUAAGUAAGAACUACGGUAGGUAAAGCAUUAGAGGAGGGUGUCUGAUUUAUCUGAUUGA